GAGGAGAGGGGGCCGAAUAUAUAAGCCAGGUUGCUGCUGCAGUGCUCGGUCGGAGAUUGUCGGCAGCCGCUUUCGGGAAGGCAGAGGAUCUUGGGACGGGCAAGGACAGCGGAUAAUCUAUUUCGCGACUCGGCGCUCGGUCAAGGUCAGCGCCUAUCGCUUCUGACAAGCCAGGACCCACUCCCAUCUUUUUGCCCCGCCGACAAAGCCAAGAAGCGCAGCCGGACGGCCCCACCCUUCACCCCGCAGUCCCUUCGGCCAGCGGAAUGACUCGCGCGGCGUUUUUCGCAGCCUUCCUCCUGGUAGCCCCAGUCAUUUCACUUCCAGUAAUAAAUCCAACAACUCAAGAUGACACCAAGGUGAUGACAUGCAUUGCCGAGGUUAUUUCUAAUACAGUAGCGAAGCCAAAACCACUUUCAAUCAGCCAAGAAUGCCUAGAAACUCUCCAAGGAGAUGAAAGAAUUCGCUCCAUCCUUCGCCAUCAAAACUUACUAAGGGAGCUUCAAGAGAUUGCAUUUCAAGGAGCAAGUGAAAGAACAGAGCAGCAGAAGAAAAACAGUGGCUUUGAAGAUGAGCUUUCUGAAGUCCUUGAAAGCCAAGGCAAUGGGAACACAGAAAGAGAUCCAUCAGAGGACACCCACAAUGAGAAGCCAACGGCCUCUUUGGCCGAGCUGGAAGCAGAAAAGUCUUUUCAGAGUAAACAGGAUGUUUUGAAAGAGGAGGAGAGGAAUAGCUUGGAAGAGAGAGAGCCAAGGAGUCAAGAUGUUGAUCCUGAUGAUGAAAAGGAGAACAUAGCAGGAUUUGAGGGCAAUGAAGUUGAUGAAAUGGAAGGAUUGCCUUGGAGUGAUACAAUGGACAAUCACAUCAGUGACAUCAGAGAAGAUGAUGUACUUAAGCAGACACAGCAGGAAGUUGAAGAAGUUGCAGGGACAGAGGAAUCUGAGGAUGAGAAGGAGCAUGUUUUCAAAGAGAGUCAAGAGGAAAGGAAGGAAGAAGAAGUUGACAAGAUCAGAGAGCAAAUUGAGAAGGAAGAAGAAGAGGAGGAGGAGGAGGAAGAAGAAAAGGAUGAAGAAGAAGAGAAAGAGAGGAAUGCUUCUGAAGAGGAACAUCCUACCACUUCAGAUAAUGUGGAUGAUCAAAGGGAAGAUGAUAAUCAAGAUGAUGACAAAAAUAUCUCAGAAGAUACAGAUAAGUAUCAUAGUGUGAAAAGUGCAGGGCAUCAUUUUCUAGAUGGAACAAGACAGGAUGAUGACUCCCCCCCUGACAGCAAUUCCAAAAGCGAAGAGAUGGAAAAAAAACCUUUCCAAGAUGUAGAAGAUGCUAAGAGAUGGAACAAGAUGGAUGAACUGGCCAAACAACUGACUACUACAAAGCGUGCAGAGGAGAAUGAAAGUGAUGAAGAUCCAGAUAGAUCCAUGAAAAUGGCUGUCAAAUCCCACGACACACGUGACCUCCAUAGCUCUCCAGAAGAUGAAGCAAGGCGGCUGCAGAAGCAUCAUUCAAAAGAGGACAGCGAACAAGGUUUUCCACUUCUUCCCAUCCCUGAAGAAAAGAAGGAUGAAGAAGGAAGUGCAAACAGGAGGACAGAGGAGCAAGAACUGGAAAGCUUGGCUGCAAUUGAAGCGGAACUGGAGAAAGUUGCUCGCAAGCUCCAUGCCCUGAGAAGAGGUUAAUGCACCAUAACAUGGGAGCAAGACACCAGAAAUGUUGGAUCACUGUUUUAAACACUGCAUUUUAUUUUAAAACAAUAAAGUAAUAAUGGAGGAGGUGAUUUUUUUUGCAAAAGCCUGUAUUGCAACAA
Thamnophis sirtalis is the source of this 1801-nucleotide messenger RNA. It is a transcript of the gene CHGA, whose product is annotated as chromogranin A. The record is from RefSeq and is a predicted model, not a curated record. Gene Ontology annotation, biological process: negative regulation of catecholamine secretion; defense response to bacterium; negative regulation of insulin secretion. Gene Ontology annotation, cellular component: chromaffin granule. Lineage: Eukaryota; Metazoa; Chordata; Lepidosauria; Squamata; Natricidae.